AUGCUGGAAUAUAAAUCAUUUCAUUUAGCAAGAGUUACGAUACUGAAAACAGGCGGACUAGAGAAAAGGGAGCUUGUUUUCACAGAGACUAGUGUCAAAAGUGAAUUAAAGAGAAGAGUCCAUGAUGUCACAGAGGCUGAUACCUGUAGUAAACCAAAGGAAAAAAACCAUGGUGUAACAGAGGCUAGUGUUAAUAGUAAACCAGAGAAUAGAACCCAUGGUGACACAGAAGCAGGUGUAAAUAGUAAACCAGAAGGAAACGUUUAUGGUUUUCAAAAGGCUGGCAUCAAUAGAGAAUCAGAGGAAGGAGUGCACGGUGUCAUAGAGGCUGAAUUCAAUAGUAAACCAGAAGAAAGAAGCCAUGGUAACACAGAGACUAAUGUUAUUGAGGCCGGUGUCAAUAGUGAAAUAGAAGAAAGAGUUUAUGGUGGAACAAAGGCUGGUGUUUUCGAAACCUUAGAUGAUUACAACACAUGGAAGACAAAUGUUUCAGAUCAAUUUUCCACACUGACUGAUGACGAGGUAUCCGUGUUAUUUUGUUUUCUGUGUUCUGACUCCAGUCCUCCUGACUUCACUGACAAAGAGUGGCUGGACUUGCUUAAUGUGAUACGACAGAUAGUGUACGGUAAAUAUAAUCCUGUAACAAGUGAGGAAGCACAGCAGACUCUGGACAGACUGAAGUCACGUGAUUUCCUUUGGGAAGAUAAGGACAAGAUAACGAAGGACACCAAGGAUGAGACAAUGUAUAGGAAAGCAUCAAUAGACAGUUUUAUACCAUUCUUUUACAGUAGUUAUGACACAGCCAGUGUGUACCUGAGAUCAUCUGGAUACAACAGAAAACCCGGAGAGAAGUGUGUCAGUAGUACUGCUUACUGUGAUGACUUACUGAUACGCCGUCUACAGAUGAACAUACUGACUCACGUCAUCAUGGAGGACACGUAUAUAUAUGAUGACAUACACCAGAUAUUGAAUGUUAAAAAAAGUGUACAAAAGGACAGUAUAGAUGAACGAGAAAAAUUUGUGAUGGAUUUAAGAAAUGAAGGGGAGGUGGUACAUCGCAAAGGAAGAUCACAGGACAGUGUACAACACGUGACAUGGCUCUGGAGAUACGGAAGACCUGACAUCGUGAGAUCCUGUAUAGGCCUCCAUCCACACUGGGACAUUAACAUCAUCGACAACAAAGCUUACAGGAAACCAAGUGAAUACAAUAACUUUUCACCGGAAGUCAGAUGUCUUUUGUACAGCUUACUGUUAACUGAAAAAUAUCAGCUGAAUCUCAAUGAACAAUCCUACAGAAUCACAAGGGACAAAAUCAGAGACAGAUUUUUCACUUUUAUUACUGAUGACGGCUUGGUAGAUCUUCCUGAUGGGAUCACAGAAACACAUAAUGGUGUGAUAUCCUUUAUAUCAGACGAUAUCCGACAUGACGUCAUGUACGCCUUUGUUACGGAGUGUUUGGUGGAGGACAGUGAUCUGGAGUUUUUCCUGGCCACGGCGUCACGUGACGUGAUAUCAGAAUACUGCAGGUCCUGGAAGUAUGAGAGGAGUGAGGGAGAGAGAUGUCUGUAUAUACCGGACAGACCGGAUAAGAUGUACGACCUCUUCAUAGACAAACUACAGCUGGACAUCAUCACACACUGUACCGUGUCUGACAGGGGGAUUCAUGGCAGUAUCAGUAAACGUUUAAACAUACCGGAGGAAAUUUUGAAAUGGGAUACAAAUGCAAGAAAAAGAUUUGCUGAGAGUCUCCGCCAUGGAAGAGUAGAAAUGUUCCGUGCACGAGGUAUGAUUGUGGGAUGUGCAGGUGCAGGUAAAACAACUCUCCUUAGAAAGCUUCAAAGGAAACACACAAAAGAAAAUCAAACUACAGAGACAACACUCGGUCUAGAAGUCCAUGAAGAUUUGUUUGAAAUUAAAGAUGGCACUUUAUAUGAUUUCAGCGUUAAUGAUGAAGAUAUUCCUGUUGCAAGAUUCUUACGGCACAAUACAGAGGAAGAGAAAAUGGUUAUCAAAGGCAUUCUUCAUCACAGCAGCCGUGGUACAAAGCUGAUCAGUAUGACAGACUUUGCCGGACAAGUAGCUUAUUACGCAUGUCACCAGGUUUACUUGUCAAGCAGAGCGUUUUAUAUCGUGGUCAUUGACAUGUCUUUGGGUCUGGAUGAGGAAGUUAGAAUUUACCACACUGAUCGCCAUAACCCAGAAGGGUCAUUGUUCCAUUCCUGGAAAUACAAAGACUAUUUCCAUUUCUGGUUGCAAUCAAUACAGACAUACUGUGAUGUCGGAAAAACACACACAAGCCAGGAAAGCGCAGAGUCAAGAGGCAGCUUUCAUCCUGUUAUUAUUGUUGCUUCUCAUGCAGACAAAGUGAAAGAGGAUUUGCAGAAAAUGUUUUACGAGGAACUGGAAAACUGCUUAUCCGAUGAACAAUCUUUGAAGCACCUUAUAUCUCCGAACAGAUAUCUUAAAAUCGAAUGUCCACCAAAUAACUUGUCAUCAGAACAACAGGACUCAGUUGAAUGCCUCAGAAAAUGUAUCGUAAAAACUGUAGAAAGUAUGCCACAGUGGGGAGAGGUGAUUCCUUUGAAAUGGGCAAAUCUGGAAAAAGUCCUAAAUCAGAUGAAGGAAAAUAAAAAGAGGGUUAUUUCAGUACAAUACCUUAAAGAAUUAAAAAACGUAGAUUUACCUUGCGAUAAAGAUCUUGAAGAUGGCCUUCGGUUCUUACACGAAAUAGGUCAGAUCGUUUAUUUUGCUGAGGAGAAAAUGAAGGAUGUGAUAAUUGUUGAUGUUCAAUGGUUUGUUGAUGCCUUCAAAUACAUCAUUACUGAUGAAAAACAUCUAGCUAGAGAAGGUAGCAAAAAUAUUUUACUUACCACAGGGAGAAUUACAGAAUACGAGCUGAAAGAGACAUGGGAAAAUUCUAAAAACAACUAUAUUAAACAUAUAGACGUCAUUUUACCAUACAUGAACAAACUUGGUUUAAUGACAAAAGUUCAGGAUGAUCCUAAUGGACACAUAUAUUACAUUCCAAGCAUGAACAGAACUGAUUUUCCUAAAGAUACAAUCAAGAGUAGAGAGAAAACCUCAAUAAUGGUGUUCCGUUUCAAAACAUAUUUGCCUCAUUUUUUCUUCUUUCGACUGGUUGUAAACUGCUUAAAGGAAUGGGAGGCCCUAGAAAAGAAGUUGUAUAAAAACGCAGCAUUUUACAAGGUAGAAGAUGCUAGCCAUUAUAUUGCCAUUGCGGUUAACAAAACAUCCAUCCAAUUGCAAGUGUUUACUCCCGAAGGGAUGCAUUUGCAGACUCAAUGUGUCGUACAGAUCAGAAAAACAGUGGCGAGUCUGCUUACAGAAAUAACGCAAACUUUUCACAGACACAUUGAAUAUGAAAUUGGAUAUUACUGCAAAGACAUAAACAUUACAGAUGAGGAUGAAGAUUUCUUUAUUAGUGAAAGUGACGUUAUGAAAGUAGGAACAAGCUCUGGUAAAGGACAAAGGCCUUGUCCAAAGCAUGCCAUCGAAAACGUGCAUCAAUUUGACAAACAAGGAAUACUGCAAUUCUGGGUCUAGAAAGAUGUCAUUUACUUUUUGUUUGCGAAAAGGGUAAUAUAAUGAUUAUUCAAUUUGAUAAA
Molecule: messenger RNA, 3626 nt
Organism: Saccostrea echinata
Lineage: Eukaryota; Metazoa; Mollusca; Bivalvia; Ostreida; Ostreidae
Exons: 10
Coding region: 1-3564 (1187 amino acids)
Source: RefSeq, a predicted model, not a curated record